This is a messenger RNA of Monoraphidium neglectum, 354 nucleotides long. RefSeq names its product Stress-activated protein kinase alpha. Gene Ontology annotation, biological process: protein phosphorylation. The record is from RefSeq and is a predicted model, not a curated record. Bases 1 to 354 code for a protein of 117 amino acids. The transcript has 6 exons. NCBI's taxonomy places the organism in Eukaryota, Viridiplantae, Chlorophyta, Chlorophyceae, Sphaeropleales, Selenastraceae. Gene Ontology annotation, molecular function: protein kinase activity; ATP binding.
AUGGCUGCACCCCUUGCGCCCGAGUGCUUCACCGCGGGCGGCGUGGCCGGCCACAAGGUGUCCGAGAAGAGUGACGUGUACAGCCUCGCCGUCAUCAUGUGGGAAAUGCUGACAGGGAUGCGGCCUUGGGCAGAGUACAGCCAUCAGAUGGCCAUCAUCUAUCAGGUGGUGCAAUGCGACAGGCGGCCCCCCUGGCCCAAGUAUUGCCCCGCGCCAGAAGCUGUCAGGAAGCUGGUGACGGCCUGCUGGCGCCGCAACCCCAGGGAGCGCCCCAGCGCGGCCGACGUGCUCAAGCGCCUGGAGGCGAUGCUGAGGCAGCUGCCCUCGCCGCCGCCCGACCUGACGCCACCCUGA